This is a messenger RNA of Venturia canescens, 964 nucleotides long. It is a transcript of the gene Vps29, whose product is annotated as vacuolar protein sorting 29. The transcript is spliced from 4 exons. Gene Ontology annotation, biological process: retrograde transport, endosome to Golgi; intracellular protein transport. The record is from RefSeq and is a predicted model, not a curated record. Bases 152 to 700 code for a protein of 182 amino acids. NCBI's taxonomy places the organism in Eukaryota, Metazoa, Arthropoda, Insecta, Hymenoptera, Ichneumonidae. Gene Ontology annotation, cellular component: endosome; retromer complex.
AGCAAGACUGUCAUUCUUGAUUCCGGUUGAUUUUUGACACUUUGAGAAUUCCGAUAUUUCUUUCAAGAUACGCCCAAUAUUUUAACGCUAUAGAGCGUCAAAGGGCCCAGUUUAUGCAAGUUAUUUUUCGAAUUUAAAAAGUGCAAUAAUCAUGUUGGUUUUAGUUUUGGGCGACUUACACAUUCCUCACAGAUGCAGUUCUUUGCCUAGCAAAUUUAAGAAACUCCUAGUGCCAGGAAGGAUACAGCAUAUCCUUUGCACUGGUAACCUCUGUACCAAAGAGUCCUAUGAUUACUUGAAAACAUUGGCAAGCGACGUGCAUGUUGUUAGAGGUGAUUUUGAUGAGAAUCUCAACUAUCCUGAGCAAAAAGUUGUGACAGUUGGCCAGUUCAGGAUUGGUCUAUCACACGGUCACCAAGUCGUUCCUUGGGGGGAUCCAGAGUCAUUAGCUCUAAUCCAGCGACAGCUGGAUGUUGAUAUUUUAAUAUCUGGUCACACUCAUAAAUUUGAGGCUUAUGAACAUGAAAACAAGUUCUAUAUUAAUCCAGGAUCUGCAACCGGGGCAUACAAUCCUCUUGACACAUCUGUCAUCCCAUCUUUUGUAUUGAUGGAUAUCCAGAGCUCGACAGUUGUGACCUACGUCUAUCAGUUGGUCGGGGAUGAGGUCAAAGUUGAAAGGAUUGAGUACAAAAAGAGUUAGGGUUUGUGUUUAAAUAUGCAUACGAUAAAAAUUUGAUUAUUGAUUAACCCUUGUAUGCGAUCAACCGAACGAGAAAAGGCUGUUGGCAUACUACAAGUAUAUAUAAAGUUACGGAAAAAAUAUGCAUGAUUUCUUCAUAAUUAUGCAAUUUGUUUACAUUAUACAGUGUACCACAACUUUUCAUACUCGAACAACAGGUGUAUGAAGCUUCAUUGUAAAUAAAGGGAUGAAUACAAAAAUAAGGUCAUUUGUCACAAAAUUAAA